Ornithorhynchus anatinus (platypus) is the source of this 3735-nucleotide messenger RNA. RefSeq names its product solute carrier family 5 member 6 (gene SLC5A6). Bases 902 to 2848 code for a protein of 648 amino acids. Gene Ontology annotation, molecular function: sodium-dependent multivitamin transmembrane transporter activity. The record is from RefSeq and is a predicted model, not a curated record. Gene Ontology annotation, cellular component: membrane. The transcript is spliced from 19 exons. Gene Ontology annotation, biological process: biotin transport; pantothenate transmembrane transport; sodium ion transport. NCBI's taxonomy places the organism in Eukaryota, Metazoa, Chordata, Mammalia, Monotremata, Ornithorhynchidae.
GGAUCCCAGCCUGGAGGGUGAGAGGGAAGGAGGGAGAGAGUCAGUAUUCCAACUCGGACAGUUAGAGGGAAAGGUGAGAUCCGGUAGAUCAGCAUCCCAGCCUGGAAGGUGAGAAGGAGGAAAAGAUAGUUGUAGAAUCCCAGCCUGGAAGGGGGAUAUCCGUUAUCCCGGCCUGGAAGGUGAAAGGGGAGGGAAAGAUAGCUGAAGAAUCCCAACCUGGAAGGUGAAGGGGAGAGAAUGAUAGCUGUACAAUCGCAACCCGGAAGAGAAAUAAGUGAUGAGAGGCGAGAAGGAGCCAGGAGCCUGGAGAGACUCUCUAGCCGUGUCCCCUGAGCAGAGCAGGGCCCAAGUUGUUAAAAAGGCAGCGCUCCAGUCCCUCAGCAGCAGCAGCAGCAGCAGCAGCAGCAGCCAGACCCAGCUCCAGAGCAAGGACCUCGGCACCAGGUACUUACUCCAGCUGCCCGGCCACUGAGAUGCCUCAUUUAAGCAGAACGUACGGGCGUGUGGAAUGAAGAAGGACCCAAAGUCUGACCGGAAAGCUCACCAGGUGACAGCCCAGAAAUCGGUUCGCCCUAGUAAUAAUUAAUCUCACCUGAACGGCUUGCCGGUCCCUCAGAGAAUGGGACGUGAGCAAAAGGCACCGGAGUUGGGAUGCUAGAAUCGGAUCCAGUGAUUCGAGAUCGAAGAUAAGUACUCCGUGUACUUGUGUUCUAUUGUUCUCUUGUGUUCGGUCGCACUCUCUCCAAGUACGGCGCCCUGCGUACACUCAACGUGUAACGAUGCCCCCCGGCAGCCGAGGAGAACCGUGAAGAGCCCAACCCGGGUGUGACCUCCCCUCUCGCUUCCGGACGGCGGCCCGGACGGCGGGGCAGAGCCCUCGAGGGCGGCCCGCCCGUGAGACAUGGGCCUGGGCCAGGAGGGCCCGGAUGGGGGGUCGACCCCCCGGGCCCCGACUCCCACGGCGGCGGCCCCCGCCGGGUCCUCCUCCCGCUUCUCGCCCGUGGACUACGCGGUGUUCAUACUGCUGCUGGUGCUGUCCGUCCUGAUCGGGCUGUUCCACGCGGUGCGUGGCGGGGGCCAGCGCACCAUCCGCCAGUUCCUGAUGGCGGACCGGAGCAUGGGCUGCCUGCCCGUGGCCUUCUCCCUGCUCGCCACCUUCCAGUCGGCGGUGGCCCUCCUGGGGGUUCCCGCCGAGGUCUACCUGUCUGGCACGCAGUACUGGUUCUUGGGCUGUUCCUACGUGUUGGGGCUGCUGCUUCCAGCCCACGUCUUCAUCCCCGUCUUCUACCGCCUGCAUCUCUCCAGUGCUUAUGAGUACUUAGAGCUGCGCUUCAAUAAGGCCGUGCGGGUGUGCGGGACCCUGACUUUCAUCUUCCAGAUGGUGAUAUACAUGGGCGUUGUACUGUAUGCUCCCGCCUUGGCACUCAAUGCAGUGACAGGCUUUCAUCUGUGGGGUUCAGUGCUGGCCCUAGGCGUGGUCUGUACCUUCUACACCACCCUGGGCGGGCUGAAGGCCGUCAUCUGGACGGAUGUGUUCCAGGCGUUGGUCAUGUUCCUGGGGCAAGUGACCGUCAUUGCCGUGGGCGCCGCCAAGGUGGGCGGGCUGGGGCGUGUGUGGAAUGUGGCCGCCCAGCAUGGCCGGAUUUCUGGGAUCGAGCUGGACCCGGACCCGUUUGUGCGCCACACCUUCUGGACGCUGGCUUUCGGAGGGGUCUUUAUGAUGCUCUCCCUGUACGGAGUGAACCAGGCCCAGGUGCAGCGUUACCUCAGUUCCCGGACGGAAAGGGCAGCAGUGCUCUCCUGCUACGCGGUGUUCCCCUUUCAGCAGGUGGCCCUCUGCCUCGGCUGCCUCAUCGGCCUGGUCAUGUUCACCUAUUACCAGGAAUACCCCCAGCCUCCCCACCAGGCCCAAGCUUCCUCCGACCAGAUGGUUCUCUACUUUGUGAUGGACAUCCUGGGCGGGCUGCCGGGCCUACCCGGUCUCUUCGUGGCCUGCCUCUUCAGCGGCUCCCUCAGCACCAUCUCCUCAGCUUUUAACUCCUUGGCCACUGUGACAAUGGAAGAUCUGAUCCGGCCCUACUUCCCCAGGUUCUCCGAGGCCCAGGCUACCAAACUCUCGAAACUCCUUGCCUUUGGCUAUGGUCUGCUUUGCCUGGGAAUGGCCUAUAUCUCUUCUAAGAUGGGCCCCGUGCUGCAGGCAGCCAUAAGCAUCUUCGGAAUGGUCGGGGGGCCGCUGCUUGGACUGUUCUGCCUUGGCAUGUUCUUCCCUUGUGCCAACCCAGCCGGUGCGAUAGUAGGCCUCGUGGCUGGCCUCCUCAUGGCUUUCUGGGUUGGCGUCGGGAGCCUGAUGAGCAACGUGAAUGCCGGGAUGGCCCUCUCUCCACCCAACGGGACUAGCUUCCCUCUGCCCGGCAACCUGACCGCCGCUGCCAUGACGACCGUGCUGGCCUCAACAACCGUCACGCCCAAGCCCACGGGGCUGCGCCGGUUUUACUCUCUGUCCUACCUGUGGUAUAGUGCCCACAACUCCACUACCGUCAUCAUCGUGGGGCUGCUGGUCAGCCUGCUCACAGGUGGGAUGCGAGGCCGAGACCUGAACCCUCACACCCUCUACCCGGUGCUGCCGCGCCUCCUCGCCCUUCUGCCGUACUCUUGCCGGAAACGUCUGCCCUGCCGGGAUCGCAGCCAGGAGCUCCCCUGUGGCCCCGACCGCUGCCUGACCCCUGGGAAGAUGAGUAAUGGUGGACUGCAUGCCUUUGGGGAGGACAAGGUGGGAACGGGGUUCCAGCGGGACUCCGCUCACCAGGCUGCCAGUCCUACCUUCGUGCUUCAGGAGACAUCACUGUGACCCCGGGGGACGGAGAUCCUCCAGCAAGCCCUCCUUCCUAGGGCCAGGAGUGCCCGACAGUAGCCGCCUCCGCGUCCUCGGGGGCCGCGCCCUUCGGUGGGGGCUGCACCGGCUGGAAGCCCUUUCCCUCUAGGCUCCUCCUUUCCCUCCCCUUCCGUCUUCGACGAGGGAGCAGGCCUGGCUGGGGCCUUGGACUGAGGAAGAGGGUGGGAGAGGAGGCGGAGGAGGAGGGCAGAACCACUCUCUCCAUCAUACCCAGCCUCCUAGGAAGGGCUGCUCCUCGCUGACGAGACUAAGCCGGUCGGGCGUGAUCCAGCGGCCCCGCCGCCUUCGGUCCGUCCCGGGUCCGUUUCUGCCGGCCAGGCCCUCCUCCUCCGCCCCCACAGCAGACCAGCUGGGUCCUUUCCACUCUCUUCUCCCUCUUCCCCCUUCGUCCCCCCACAACUCCAGGUGAGAGGGCCUAACGAGCUGCCUCACCCUGCCCAUCCCCUGAUGCAGAGGCAAAGCCACGGUCCAGGAGAGCCUCUUCCCCCAACAGGUGACCCGAGUCCUUCACUCCCUCUGCUGCUAACUGACAUGAAGGGAGGAUGGAGGCAGUAGACUGACCUCAGGUCUUCACUCCUGCUGCUGCUGCUGCUGCUGUUGUGGUUACCGCCGCUAAAAGACCCACCGGGAGCAGGGGGACGGGGAGCGAGGUGCAAGGGGGUGACCCAGCCCGGGGGUGCCGUCCGGCCGGCCAGAGCCCCGGGACCCGAGCCGCUCAGUGGUCUCACCCCUCUGAUCCCGUCCGUAUCGGGCCGGGCCGCCUCGGUUCCAUUUUGCCACGCCCUGUUUCUUUCUCCUAGGAAUCCUUUGUCCAGAUAAAUAAAAUGGUCAUUCCAGCUGGA